Molecule: messenger RNA, 586 nt
Organism: Marasmius oreades (fairy-ring Marasmius)
Lineage: Eukaryota; Fungi; Basidiomycota; Agaricomycetes; Agaricales; Marasmiaceae
Exons: 2
Coding region: 39-491 (150 amino acids)
Source: RefSeq, a predicted model, not a curated record
AGUCUACAUCACAUCUACAGACCACAACGAAAUCCACCAUGCAGCUCUCCCAACUCGCCUUUCUUGUCAUCCUUCACACCGCCAUGGCGCAAGUCAACGUUCCAUCGGCCGCAGACAUCGCUGAAUGCGGCGAACUUGGUGUCUUGACAUACAAUUUGACCGACUUGCCUGAAGGCGUCGAUCCAAAAUCUGUGCGCAAAUGUGCCGGCCACCCGGGCCUUCCACAGAUCACUCCUGAAAUUGCCGCCCGUGAUGGUGCCCCAGUCAGCACUAUCUUGGGCAAACGCAGUUGCUGGUAUGGCACCAACCCAUACGGAUGCUCUAGCGGUUUCUGUUGGAAGAGCUGCGGCUCCGAUGGCGAGUGGUGCUUCACGGCGCAAAACGAUGGCUGGGGUGCAUAUAAUACUUGCAAUACCAAUUUCGACUGUAAUGAAGACAUGACUUGUGCACAGGGUGAUUGUGCGGGUUGCGGGUGUUCUUGCCAUGACUAAAGCGCAAAAUCCCAAAGGGCGUCUUAUGCUCGAUACAUGGUGUACCGUAGAUUUAUUAUUUCAUUACUUUUGUCAUUAAAUAAACGAAACCACUG